Tilletiopsis washingtonensis is the source of this 3045-nucleotide messenger RNA. RefSeq lists its product as hypothetical. The record is from RefSeq and is a predicted model, not a curated record. The transcript has 4 exons. NCBI's taxonomy places the organism in Eukaryota, Fungi, Basidiomycota, Exobasidiomycetes, Entylomatales. The coding region runs from base 81 to 2894 and encodes 937 amino acids.
CACCCUGACCCCCACCACACCACACCACACUCCACACCACACACGCACACACACACACACACCCACACACCCCGGCCGCGAUGGUCAAGACGUCGGCGCGCGGCUGCGACGCAUGCACGCUGCUGCGCUCCAACCACCUCAGCGUGCGCAUGCGCAUGAGCUGCGCCCACGACACCGACGAGGUGUACGCCGGCGCGUGCCACCUCUGCGCCAACUUUGCCCUCGCCACGCACCCCGACUCGCCGCUGCCGCUGCGCUGCACGACGCUCUUCACGCGCCGCAAGCCCGGCGAGCCCAAGAAGAAGUGCGUGCGCGCCGCCGCCUUCACCACGCACGACGGCGCACGCACCCUCACGCCCGCCGAGGUGCUCGCCGGCGCCGAGGCCAUGAUGGGCCUCAAGCCCGAGCACCGCCGCGAGCUCAUGCUCGUCGACGGCAAGAGCCGCAAGCCCGAGCACGAGAAGCGCAAGCGCAAGCCCAAGGCCGGCGGCGCGCCCGGCGGCGGCGGCGACGGCGCCAGCGGCAGCACGGCGCCGGCGCGCAAGCUCAAGCUCGUCGGCAGCCGCGCACUGCCGCCGGUGCCGGGCGCGCCGCCGUACGACGACGACGAAGAGGAGGAGGAGGACGAGCUGUACGAGUCGGACGGGCACGGCGACGAGAGCGGCGACGCCGACGUCGAGAACAGCCGCUUCGACCCGCUGGCGCUCUACACGACGUCCACUGGCGGCGCCGCCAGCAGCAGCAGUGCAGCAGCGCCCUCGCCGGUGCCGGGCGGCUCGGGCGAGCGCGCGCGGCCGCGCAAACGGGCGCGCAACGAGUCGGGCGCGGCAGACGGCGACGGCCUGCUGCCCCAGGCGCACUCCGAGUCGCCGCCGCCCGACCUCGACGACGAUGCGCCUGCGGCCUUCUUUCCGCGUCCGCUCCCUCCGCAUGUGCCGUCCAAAGCGCCGCUGCCUCUGCUCCUCCGCUACUCGCCCGGGCUCGGCCCCUCGCCGCCGCAGCCGGCCGCCGUGCCAGCACUGUCGCAGGCCGGCGCCGUGCCAGUGCCGCCGGAGCCUGUCGCUGCGCCGGAGCCUGCAGAUGUCGCCACCUCGCCUGCCGCUGCGCUGCCUGCGCCUGGCGCGACAGGUCCGGCGCCCGCAGCUCUGCCGGCGGCGCCGCCAGCGGCCACGGCUGCCGGCGCAGCCUCGGCAAAGCCGCCGCGUGUGCCGUGGAACAAGGGCCUGGGCAAGGGCCGCCGCAGAAAGGACAAGGAUGCCACGCCGCUGCUGCCGCCGGCGCCGCCCGUCGUGACGCAGACGGCAGGCAUGCCGAUCUCUCAUCGCCGCGCGCCAGAAGGCGAGCCCCACUCCCUCAUGUCGCGGCCGCGCGGCCAAGUGUCAUUCGAGCAGCUGCGCGUGCAUUACGGCGUGGGCGGCGACAGGUCGUUCUUCUAUGCGCCUCUCAAGCGCCUGUGGGUGCAGGAGAACGACAACCGCUUCGAGCUCGCCCCCAAGCAGGAGUUCCUCGACGACGAAUGGUGGCCCGAGGGCCCGGCGGCCUGCACGCUGUCGCCGUCUGACUGGCAGGAGUUCAUUGAAGGAGAGGCGCCGGCGCUGCCAAAGAUCAUCCGCGGCACCGGCGAUGGCAAGGCGCUCUGCGCGACGGCGCUCAAGACGCUCAAUGUCCGACUGCACAUCAAAGACGUGCCGCCGGGCCGCUGGUACCCGUUCGUGCUGACGGACUUUUUCGAGCCGCGCAUGAAGGAUGAUCGCCGUGCGAACCCGCUGGGCUAUCCCGUGCGCAAGGGCGACGACGAGACGCGCAGACCAAAGGGCAUCGUGUGGCCGGCGGACCCGUCGGGCCUGUCGCUGCGGCUGGGCAUUCCGCGCGCCAAGGAGCCGAGAAAGAGCAUGCUGCCGCUGCGCGAGUGGGACGCGUACUCGGCCUGGUGGCAGCCGCUCUACGCGGACGUCGAGACGCCGCACUAUCUGCCUGAUCGCGUCGAGGGCCGCGGUGCCAAGCGCAAGACGGUCCGCGAGAUCGACGAGAUCCGCCGGCACGACACGGACAACUACUCGUACCUCGGCGAGGGCGAGUACAACGAGCGCGUCGGGCUGGGCUGGUACCCGUUCGGCUGGAGCCCGCCGACAUGGCAGGACAGAACGUACCAGCGGCCCGGCGAGCCCAUUGAGCUCAAGGAGACGAGCGAUCUGCUGCUCGUGCUGAGCAAGCAGGUUGCCGGCGGCUUCUUCGGCGGCUUCCGCAUCGGCGGCGCCGGUCUCGUUGGCGAGGGCGAUGCCGACGAUAAGGAGCGCGCAGACGAGCAGCAGAUGGCGCGCCGCGCCAAGCGCGCAGCCGCACGGGGGGAUUGCGAGCCCGACAAUCCCUACCUCGACUCCGACUAUGAGUACAGCGGCUCUGACCCCGAGUCUUCCACCGACGUAGACGACGGUGCCGACGAGGAAGCAGCCGACGAGCCGCGCGCUCGCCCGGCCGUGCCUGAGCCUGAGAAGAGCGACCAGGCUGCGGCGACCAGCGACCAGGCUGCCGCGCCGGCGAGCGACAAGGGCGCCGCGCCAGCAAGCGACAAGGGCGCCGCGCAAGGUGCAGCAAGUGACGAGGUCGCCGCUGCACUCGAUGCCAGCGCCUCAAUCCCACCGCCCGCCAAGACUCCGGCUCCACUGGCUGCCAGCAGCCCAUCCGCCGCGCCCGCUGGCGCUGCACCCGCCCAGAACGGCUCCGGCGCCGACGAUGCGCGUGCACACGACCCCAUCUCCGCCAAGCUCGCCGAGGCGGCAGAGGGUGCAGCUGGGCCCGGCACACCCGCCGGCACGCCGAGUGCUGCGCCCGCCGGCGCCGCUGCCAAAACCAACUCUGCCGCCACGCCGCCCAUGACUGCGGCGCCGGCGUAGCCCUGUGCUCUUCCAUCACUUCAGCCUCGAGCCAGCAAGGCUCUCGCGCCGAAAGCACUCGCACAUCCCGCGGGCAAGGCUCCACAUUCGCGUGUCCACACACACACACACUCUACAUGUACAGUACAAAAAUUGAUGAUACCACAGCUGC